Messenger RNA from Triplophysa dalaica, 2868 nucleotides. RefSeq names its product coiled-coil domain containing 136b (gene ccdc136a). The transcript has 8 exons. Gene Ontology annotation, biological process: single fertilization; acrosome assembly. Gene Ontology annotation, cellular component: acrosomal membrane. The record is from RefSeq and is a predicted model, not a curated record. NCBI's taxonomy places the organism in Eukaryota, Metazoa, Chordata, Actinopteri, Cypriniformes, Nemacheilidae. The coding region runs from base 1172 to 2179 and encodes 335 amino acids.
UAAAACUUUCAAACUCUCAGUCGAAGAUAUUUGUCUGUAUUGAAAAAGUUAAAAGAUUAGUUCACCCCAAAAUGACAAUCGAAAAGGUGUAUUGUUUAUUCCUCACAUGUGACCUGUGUUAUCUUAGUGUGUGUUAUAAUUUCAGCUGCCCUAUUUCUAACAUACAUUUUACAUUUAGUUGCUUAGCAACAAUCCACUGCCAGAGGAAAGUGUGAAGAUGGGAAAUACUGCUCUGUUUUGAAAAAGUAUUUACACUGUUUUUCACCUUUCAUAUAACAUUACUGGCAACAUGCAGCUUUGAUACAUAGCUUUAUUCAAAAGCAGUUUGUGUAUUUUGAAACCUACUUCUGCCUGAAUACAACAAGGUAUUUACCCACAGUAGAAUACAGCAACAGUCAUGAUCAAUUAUUUUCAAAUGACUGGCUCUCUUCAUUUCAGAGAUGCACUAUACAGUAGAAGCAUAGCUUCUGGUCUGUUACAUAGCAAUAUCAAACCAUUAUAAUAACAUUUCGUUUCACUACUGCACAAUUCAUUUGUUUAGAAAUUGACAGUUUAUAUUCCUUUUUUCUUUGCUGCAUUUCGGGACGUUUCCUUCAAACUCCCACAUACUGGAACAAAAGGUCAGUGUGAAAUCUAAAUCCUAAAGCACUUCAUGUUCCGUCAAGACAUGAGGAUGUGCACUGUGUUUUUGUGGCAUGUGUGCUCUUUUGCACCUACCCACCCCCACACGACCACAUGAACAGUGAAUAUUUUAUGUUUUAUGCACACUGAUAUGCUUUACAGGUACUACAGAGGCUUUAGUCUGAUAAAUAGCAAAUGUUUAAAAGAGAGAUCUAUUCAUGUAUCAUGUAUUAAACAGCCCUCUGCUGCAUUUCUCUCUGGAAUUAUUUUUUUAAUAUUUUGUGUCAUACCUUACAUAAUGGGUUGAGCGAGAGAGAGAGAGCUGGAGUGGGUGACUGUCUCUACGCUCAUUCUGCGAGUUCUUCUACUGUGGUUAUCAUGGACAUGGAGUCAUCCUGUGCGCAGGUGACAGAGAUCUGAGAGCAGACUCGAGCAUGAUGGGCACUGAGAUCUUGGAGAAGGAACGCGACAUUCUGCAAAACACAGAAGAAGAGAAGAGGUAAAGGAUGUGAAGGCCUGUGUAAAGGAGGAACUGUCUGAGGAGCAGGAGAUGGAGGAGCUGAGGGCUCAAAUGCUGCAGCUUCUGAUAGAGCUGGAAGAAGCCCGAGACAUGUCUCAGAAACAUGAGGAGAGCUUCCUGGAGAUGCAAGGACUUCUGGAGGAUGAGCGAUUAGCUAGUGCUCAUCAGGCUGAGGCCUUCACAAGACAGAUCCAGCGUCUGCAAGCUCAGCUUCGCUCUGUUCAGGAGGAGAUGGUCAGCCUGGAAGAGGAGAAAGAAAUUGAGCUGCAGGAGGCGCGGGAGGAGCUGCGGGCAACGCAGGAGGAGGUCCUGAUCCUGCAGCAGGCAGCAGAGGAGGCUGCGGCUGAAAGAGAGAACGAUAUCGCCAGUCUGCAGGAGGAACUCUGCCGCUUACGGGCUGAAAUCUCACAACUUGAGAACACGGGACAGGAGUACGAGCUGGAGAUCGUCACGCUCAGAGCGGAGAUCGAGAUGAAGAGUAAAUUCCGUCAACAGCAGAGGACAGAGGGUGAUGUGGAUGAAUUGAAGGAUACAUGCAUUAAUCUGAAGGAGCAAUGUCAAUUACUACGAGAAGAAAACACAAGACUGACUAACAGACUGCAGUUAUUGCAGAAGAGGAGUUCAAGCGGUGCAUAUGUCACUCUUAAAGAGGAACAGGAGGAGAUAGAGGAGGCAAAAGACAUGGAUUGUGGCACAGAGACUGACGGUGCAGGAUCCUACACAUGCAUGAACCAGAUGAGCUCCAACUGCAGGCUGGUGGAUGCAGGAAUCCAGAAGAAUAUUUCAUUUGAAGGCAAACCCAUCACUCCCACCAGCUGGACAGGAGGAUUUUCAGAGAUCUUGUCACUCAGAGAUCAACUCAAACAGAGUGAGGAGAAGGCUGCACACAUGCAGAGAGAGUGUGAUGGACUAAAGGAUGAACUACAGAACCUGGGCGAAAUGUGCGAAAGCAGUCAGAAAGAGCGAGCCGAGCUAGAGUUGGAGUUGUUACGCUGCAGGGAGGAGCUGGAGAAACAUACUGACGGAAAACAGGCAUAAUUCUACUAACUAUUGAUUUGUUAAUGGCAUUCUGAACUAUAUCCAAGAGAACAAGGUACCUGUCACUUGUUUAUUGGUUGAAACAAUCCUGAAUAUUUAUAAUAAUCAAAUCUUACUCUAUAUUUUAUGCUUUUUUUAGGGCAACAUAGUUGUUUUGACAUUUUCGUAAAAUCAUAAUUUUGCUAUGACUACAGGGAUGCUUUAUUAUAAUCAAUGAUCAAUGAAAAUUGAACUCCUGUGUUCUCCUGUGGUGACAUCAUUUUUAAACAAUUUUCUGCUACAACACCCACCACAGACUUCUCCAUACGUCUAUGAUACCUUCAAAUAAUCUUUACUCAGCAUCUGCUGUUAUUUGCUUUAUAGGCAGUGAUGUGUGUUAUAUUUAUCCUUUAUUCUUCCUCCUGUGUUUUGUAAAGUUGGUAAAAUUAUUUGGUAAUGUUGGAAUGUAUUCACCAAUUAAUUACUGGUUGUUUCAUGAUGUCGUCUAGUUUAUUUUUGAUAUUGUGACAAAGUUGUAGUGAGAAAAUUAUCAGGAGAUGUCCAAAUGCAAAGAAAUAAUCAAUUAACCAUUAUAUUCUUUAAACUAUUUAAUAAUAUGUUUAUGUACUUAUGUUAUUGUGUUAUUCUCAAAGCAGUGUAUGAAUCAGUGUUUUAUUUAAUGUAUUAAAUAAAGUUAUAUAAAACUAUAA